Molecule: messenger RNA, 777 nt
Organism: Charadrius vociferus (killdeer)
Lineage: Eukaryota; Metazoa; Chordata; Aves; Charadriiformes; Charadriidae
Product: endochitinase A-like
Exons: 2
Coding region: 1-777 (258 amino acids)
Source: RefSeq, a predicted model, not a curated record
AUGCCAGCACCCACCACCACUGCUGCCAAGACAAAGCCCACCAUGCUAACAGGUGCCAUGCCAGAACCCACCACAACAACCACUACCAUUAAGCCAACACCCACCACACCAAAACCCACCACAAUUACCACUUCUGCCAAGCCAACAACCGCUACUACAGCCAAGCCAAAACCCACCACACCAAAACCGGCCACAACUACCACUACAGCCAAGCCAACAUCCACAACACCAAAACCCGCCACAACUACCACUACAGGAAAUGGUGUAAAUAACACCCGCGGGGAGGGGGAGAGGAACCCGGAGGCCUUGGGGAUGGUGGUUCAGCGGCAGCAUGGCUUCCACAACCCGGAUCCUAAUGGCAUCUGUGGGGAGGAGGCCUGGGGAGGAGCAAUCCGAGGUUCCCUCGCUUGCUCCCUGAGCCUGCCUCUGAAAGGGAGCUGCAUGGCCGGGGCCCGUGCAGGGUCUGGGCUGGCCCGCAACGACGCCUCCCCGCUCUCCGGCACACCAGGGACAGUGCAGGCAGCUGCCUGGUUCCUGCCUGUAACCCGGGGACAGGUCUGUCCCCGACCCUCCAAGAACAUCAAGGAUGAUGCUGAGCCGCACCGAGCUCUCAGCCCAGUGACCGGCUGGCUCUCUCCAGCAGCACCCCAUGCCUGCAAAGCACCUCACAAACUCCAUGACUUUUCCCUGUCUUUCUGCCCUUCCACAGACCAACACCACAACUGCCCAGCCAAACAGCACGCCGACAGCUUGAGAGACCAGAGAAGUGUGGAGUGA